Cantharellus anzutake is the source of this 2566-nucleotide messenger RNA. RefSeq names its product mitochondrial outer membrane translocase receptor TOM70. Bases 378 to 2249 code for a protein of 623 amino acids. The record is from RefSeq and is a predicted model, not a curated record. Gene Ontology annotation, molecular function: protein binding. NCBI's taxonomy places the organism in Eukaryota, Fungi, Basidiomycota, Agaricomycetes, Cantharellales, Hydnaceae. The transcript is spliced from 13 exons.
CGCUGAUGACAUGGGCGAGAGGCUCGCCAAAGCACUUAUUGGACUGCACAAGGAGAACCUAUCGUCAGUUUGGGUUGACUGGCUGUAAGUAUCGGCCUUGUCGACCAGUUGCCGUAAUCUUUUAAUCUUGUCUUCUAGUUACUCCGCAUAUCACCACUCGCAUCCCACGCUUCCAGAAAGGUUAAGGGUGAUGGACGAUCUUCGAAGUCAGAAGAAUCUUCGUGAGGGAGCUUCGGCCAAGAAGGAGCUGUAAACUACAGGACAAAACCAGUAUUAAUGCUAGUUAAUAGUACUAUCCGAAAGAAUCCAGCCGUGUUUUUGUAUUUUGGGCCUGCGCUUUCCCGGCAGCUUCGCAUCUCUGCGAGGACGCGUAUAAGAUGCCGGCGGCCCAGUCCUCGUCCUCUGGCGACUCUCUAGUAUCGCAUGCUCAAUCCUUUGUAUCUGAGAACAAGAAGGCUGUCGCAGUUGGCGUGACAGUUGCCGUCAUAGCGGCAGGAGCAACAGGAUACUACCUCUACACAACUAAACCGAGAACAAGAGGGGACUCCUCUGCGGAAAAGGGGAAGAGUGACACUGAUUCAGGGAAGGGUGGUGUAGGGGGUGAGAAAAAGAAGAGAAAGCAUAAGAGCAAGGUUGGCGAGAAAGAUGGACCAAUUCUGGAGGAACGGACGCCUAAACCCCCGGCUCCCGAAGAAAACAAAGUGACCGAAGCAAAAGAGGAGGAUGUACCAAAAUUCACCCAAGCCGAGAUUGAAGCGCUAUCGAAAGAGGAUCGUCUUUCAACGGCAAACUCUCUAAAAACCAAGGGGAAUACUGCUUACUCCGCAAGGAAUUUCGUCCGCGCUGUCGAGUAUUACACCCAAGCAAUUGAGAUUUCGCCUUCCCCGGAAGCAGUUUACUUCAGUAAUCGUGCAGCAUGUUACGUCAAUUUUUCGCCACCCCAAUAUGAGCUAGUAGUUCAGGAUUGUGAUGAGGCCCUCAAGCGCGAUGCGAAGUACAUAAAAGCUCUCAACCGCAGGGCAACUGCCCUGGAAGCUUUGGGACGGCUCCACGAAUCACUACGAGAUUUUACGGCGGCAACGAUAUUUGAUAAAUUCCAAAAUGACGCUACCAGCGCAUCGCUUGAACGCGUUUUAAAAAAAGUUGCACAGAGAGAAGCCCAAGAAACCAUGGCCAAACGUGAGCCACGACUACCUUCCUUUGCUUUCAUUCAUGCCUACCUUGCCGCAUUCCGUCCGCGACCGUUACCGGAGCUACCUGCGGCCCGCACACAAGGAGACCAGACACUCGUUCACGCCCAUCAAGCAUUAGAAGCACAGGACUAUGCCCAUGCCUUUACACUUGCCAAUGAGUCGAUCGAGCAAGGGAUAUCAGAGUCUUGGGACGUUGGCAAAGCUCAAGCUUUUACUCUGCGUGGGACCUUCAAAUUCUUGAUUGGAAAAUCCCAGGAUGCCAAGGCUGAUUUCGAGGCUGCACUAGCGCUUGUGCCGACUUUUAUCCCUGCUUGGGUGAAGAUUGCCAGCGUUCACAUGGAACUUGGUGACACCGACGCUACUUUCCGUGCCUUUGAGGAAGCUAUUAAACACGCGCCAAAUGAUGCGGACACUUACUAUCACCGUGGACAGGUGAACUUCAUCAUGCAGCAGUUCAAAGAAGCUGAGGGGGAUUACAUUAAAUCUUCGCAACUAGACCCCAACUUCGUUUUCAGUCAUAUCCAGUUGGCCGUCGCUCAAUAUAAAACCGAUCAAGUUGGAGCAGCCAUGGCAACCUUUAGGAAAACAAUGAAAAUGUUUCCUCAUAAGAGCGAACCCCUUAACUACUAUGGCGAACUAUUGCUUGACCAGCAGCGGUUUACAGAUGCUGUUGAAAAGUUCGACAGAGCUAUCGAGAUCGAACGAAAGAAAAAACCAAUCAACGUUCUUCCAAUGGUUAACAAAGCCCUCGCUCUUUUCCAGUGGAACAAUGACAUUCUCGCAGCGGAGGCGUUACUGAAAGAGGCACUUAAGAUUGACCCGGAAUGCGAUUCUGCACUUGCCACUCUCGCGCAGCUUACUUUACAGCAAAGCAACCUGGAGGAAGCCAUUGUACUUUUCGGCAGGCAUGCGGAGUUGGCAAGAACAGAAGCCGAGCUCGAACAGGCAUUGACCUUCAAAUAUGCUACACAAGCUCAGCUUCAGUUCAUUAAAGAUUUCCCUGACAUGGCUUCACAGCUUAGCAUGCUAGCCCGCUCUAUGCAAGGUGUUGCUUGAGACAUCUACUCUAUUACAACCCGAAUUCGCACACGGGCGAGUUCAUUAUUUGUGGCCCACUAGUUGCUUGAUUAAUUGGCAUCUAUCUCCCCCGUCACCUAUCUAUCCCGCUGUAUCUAUGUUCAUCUUCAUUCGCUACAACAAUGCAUCCCACUCCUAGGGCAUUUGCCAAUUCAGCCAUCAUUCUGAUGUGCAGCACGUUAACAAUGGUUGGUUCUCCUGCUGUAAGUUGGGUUCUACAGUUCAUUGGUCGGUCCGCGUUUUCUUCGCUAGCAAUGUCGAUCCUAUGUUACAUCUUUUGCUUUAUGGUGAAUUCU